Malurus melanocephalus (red-backed fairy wren) is the source of this 669-nucleotide messenger RNA. RefSeq names its product sarcoplasmic reticulum histidine-rich calcium-binding protein-like. Bases 1 to 669 code for a protein of 222 amino acids. The record is from RefSeq and is a predicted model, not a curated record. The transcript has a single exon. Lineage: Eukaryota; Metazoa; Chordata; Aves; Passeriformes; Maluridae.
AUGGUGGAGAUGGUGAAGAUGAGGAUGAUGAAGGAAGGUCAUUCCCACAAAGAAAGGGAUGGAAACGGUCCUGAGGGACAUCAAGAAGUGAUGGAGAUGGUGAUGAUGAUGAGGAUGAUGAAGGAAGAUCAUUCCUAUAAAGAAAGGGAUGGAGAUGGUCCUGGAGAACAUCAAGAGAUGAUGAUGGUGAUGAUGAGGAUGAUGAUGGAGGAAGGUCAUUCCCACAAAGAAAGGGAUGGAAACGGUCCUGAGGGACAUCAAGAAGUGAUGGAGAUGGUGAUGAUGAUGAUGGAGAAUGAUGGAAGAAGGUCCGUUCCACAGGACAGAGAAUGGACAGGAUCCUGGAGGACAUCAGGGGAUGGUGGAGAUGGUGAAGAUGAGGAUGAUGAUGGAGGAAGGUCAGUUCCACAGGACAGAGGACGGACGGGAUCCUGGAGGACAUCAAGAGAUGAUGAUGGUGAUGAAGAUGAUGAUGAUGGUGGCGGAAGAAGGUCAGUUCCACGGGGAAGAGUAGAGAUGAUCUGGAGAACAUCAAGAGAUGAUGAUGAUGAUGGUGAUGAUGGUGAUGAUGAUGAGGAUAAUGAUAAGGAUGAUGGUGAAGAUGAUGAUGAUGAUGAUGAUGAUGAUGAUGGUGGAAGGUCAGUUCCACAGGGAAGAGCACAGAGAUGA